This is a messenger RNA of Lytechinus pictus (painted urchin), 5021 nucleotides long. RefSeq names its product probable flavin-containing monoamine oxidase A. NCBI's taxonomy places the organism in Eukaryota, Metazoa, Echinodermata, Echinoidea, Temnopleuroida, Toxopneustidae. The record is from RefSeq and is a predicted model, not a curated record. The transcript is spliced from 13 exons. The coding region runs from base 562 to 2409 and encodes 615 amino acids. Gene Ontology annotation, molecular function: oxidoreductase activity.
GUAACAACGACCUUGACGAAACCCAGGACGAAACCUGCGAUUUCGGCGGUCCGACCAUGCUUGUAAUCGCAGUCAAAGCUCUAGCUUUGAUUAGAAACAUUCAAACGCAUCGGUCCGUUUCGAGACAUAAAAGGAUUGGCAAGGUGCGCGAAAUCCUUGCUUUUCACACAAAACCUCAAAGCUUUUGAAGGGAAAUAAAUGCUCUCAUUUCCCCGGGACGAGGUACACGGUACAGUAAACUCGAAGUUCCUAUAGUGAAGUCGAAAUCUGAACAAAACGCAUUGAAACGCAACAAGAUUGUGCUUGUAUAAUCGAAGUGUCAUUUAUGGAACUUUGUAUUUCUGGUGAAAAGCGAUCAACUACAAGCAAGCAAGACUGGCACUCCCUUUAUUUGAAUAGCUAUUUAGCUAUUUAGAAGUGUAUUAUUAUUACCCUGCUUCAGUUCAAUUGAAUAAAAGUGAAGUGCUUUCCGUUUUAUUGCUGGUUCACCAUUAUACGCUGUGUCAUACGAAAUCUCGAGAAACUGAAGUCGUCUGCGAAAGUUAUUUUGGCGCGUUCAUUAUGAACGGGACAACUUACGGGACAGAUAUCUCGGCGACUAUGGAUGAUGCUGAUGUCGAUCGUUACGUAACGGUGUCUUACCUGAAGAUGAAGAGGCCUACUUACAUUGAGGUGGUGACGGGUAAUGAAGAAGUAGAUGGAACCGACUCGCCCGUCAAGACCCGAUCCCGGAGUUUCAUCUUCGGUCGAUCUUUCACUGGCGACGAAAACGAUAACAAUAGCAAACUUGACCCCAUGUCGCCCAAAAUCUCGUCAUCGCUUCCAGAGCUCGUUUCGAACCGUUUCCCCGAACCCGAGCCCGCUGUCGACGUCGCUAUCGUCGGUGCAGGGUUGUCUGGUCUGAUGGCCGCCUAUACCAUCAAACAGGCGCAACCGGAACUCAGUGUCGUCGUUCUCGAAGCAAAAGAUAAUGUGGGUGGCAGAAUAUAUUCACCCAUGCUAAACACGGCCACAGGGACGAGGCGAUUCGACCUCGGUGACCAGUGGGUCAAUACAGAACAAAGGACAAUCCUUGAACUUUUGGACAAACUGAACAUAGAGACACACCCUGAAUACACGGAAGGCAAGAACAUCUUAGUUCAUGCGGACGGAGAAAAAGAAGAAUUUGAGAGAAAUGUUUACCCUAUCAAUGUUUUCAGACGUUUGGACAUCAGUUCCUUCGUUUCAAGAAUAGAGAGUAUGAGGGAGGAUCUAUCGAAGCGGGACCCAACAGAUCUUAGCGAGUCAUUGGAAUGGGACUCUAUUACACUGGAGCAGUUCAAGAAAGAACACAUUUGGACGGAUGUUGCCCGCCAGGUGUUCGACGCCCUUGUGGUGUUCCAUUUUGGAGUCACGCCGAGAGAGAUGUCUCUUCUCUUCUUCUGCCAUGUUCUUAACAGUGUUGGAGGUUGGAAGGUGCUCUUUGGUGAGGGUGACGAGUUUCCCGCGGCGAGACAACUCAAAAUCAAGGGAGGAGCCCAGCAGAUCUGUGAAAACCUGGCCACCGAGAUCGACCGGGCGAACAUCCGACUAAACGACCCGGUCACACUCAUCGAUCAGUCGGAUAAAGAACUCGUCUCUAUCACGACCGACAGUGGUUGUCAUUACCGGGCCAAGAGGGUCAUCAUAGCCACAUCGAUUGACAACUCAGUUCGUAUCCAGCAUAAGCCUAGUCAUCCAGUGAAGAGAUCGCGUAUGACGAGAUUGAUGCCUGCUGGCCACUGCAUCAAAUACGUCGUCACAUAUGAAAGUGCAUUCUGGAGAAAAAGUGGGAAGAGCGGGCACGUGAUCAAGUUGACGGACGAGGAGAAGGCUUUCGACGUCGAUGAAGACCUGAUGACGUAUGAGUACGUGUUCGAUGCUUGCUCUUGCAACAGGAACCCAGAAAGUAUUGAGCCAGAAAACCCCGCGCUGAUGGGAAUGAUCUUCUCAGAGUCACUCAGGCAACUUGAGAAAGAUGAAAGAAAGAAGAUUCUGCUGAACAAACUAGCUGAUGAUUUUGGUGAAGAAGCUCUUAAGCCUAUCGACUAUGCAGAAAUGGACUGGGGCGUUGAUCGAUAUACGUCUGGUUUUCCGUUCAGUGCUAUGAUGCCUGGUGCAAUGGUCCACCAUUCAAAAGGAAUCAAGCAGCCGCAUGGCAGGAUCCAUUUUUGCGGGGCAGAGAUGUCGUCCUCAUGGUACGGCUGCAUGGAAGGCUCCGUCAAGUCUGGAAAGCGCGUAGCUAGUGAGGUUCGCAAAGCCCUCAACGGGUCCACGUCAACGACCACCGCAACGACCGGAGACCAAGAGACCAUAGAAGACCAGAAGACAGAACCACAGACUGAUGAAACUACCACCAUUGCUGUCGAGCAAAUGAAUGGCACAGCCUGAAGUUCUCUUCCCACUUUGAAGAGUAACAUUUGACUCGCGGCAUGAAGAACGUCGAAUCAUUAAUUGUGAACCUCCACCUCAACGGUAGCCUAAUCUGGAUGCGACUGAAUCUGAACUUGGAUACAAGCACCCGGGCAAGCAUCUAACUUUCGAUAGGACUGUUCAAAUUGUAUACUCGUGAUGAAUUGAGAUAUAAAGUUAAAGGAAGGAGAAUUUGAAAUCUAUAGGAGACUCUGUGAUUAAAGGAGAAUGAGAUGUAUAUCUUCAACUUGUAAUAAUAACAAUCAUGGUUUCAAAACCGGUCCUAAGACGACAAAAAAAUGCUACCGGCAAUUUUAAUAAUGUUUUAUCUUCAAUAGCGAUUGACGACAAGGACACAGCACUGCGGAGCGUAUUGAUUACUUAGAAGAGCAUUUCUAUAGUUGAAUUUAAGAUACAGUGAUUAGUUCCAUUCCUUAUGAGACGCGUCGUCACUUUUUGUUGGCACUGAUGAAGACUCUGGUAAAGCCUCUAUAGAGUUAUAUGUGUGAACAAGCGCAUUUUUUUUUCAGUGUGAAAAACCCUGGAAAUUGUUUUCAAUAUGAACGUGAGGAUUAGGGAAUGCUUCAUCAAUUGGUAAAUUACAUAUAUCCCAAGUCACACAAGAUAUACAUUUGAAAAUUAUUGUGGGCCUUCGUCUUGCUAUUGUAAUAUAUUUCUGUUUUUAAAUUUGGUUAGGUAUAAGUAUACAUUUUCAUGAAAAAUAUUUUAUUCAAUUUGCAUACGGAUUCACGGGAAGACUGAGGAAAAUUCAUUUAUCCACGUAUGUCACAUUUUUAAUGCAAUGAAUAUUAUGCUGUUUGAUAUAAAAAUGAGGCUGAGGUAUUUAUUCGAUAUUUAUGUUUAACCUAAAUCGUUUGUAUUAUGUAAAAAUGCGAUUGAUUUUAACCAAGUAUUGAAAGUACAUAAUAAAUCGGCUUUAGUUUUAUAAUAUUGAUAUAUUUCUUCUUGUUAAAACUUGAUUACAAUGCAUAAAUAUUCUUAUAUAAGGGGAACAGUAAUUUGAAAUUCAUCUUAUAUCCUUUUUUCUAUAGGGACUUUAUCACAUUUUCAUUUGUUUUGAAAAUGUUAUUAAGACUGUAAAGACAGUAAAUAUAUAUAUAUGUAUUAGAAACGUAAUGUCAAAUAUUUAUUUAAAAAACAAACAUUGUUCCUCAUAUAUGUGGCUAUUUCUAAAUAUACUUCGGCCUGUAAUAAUGCUAGGUAUUCAUUUUAAUACAAUAUUAACGAUGCGUUGCUCUUACGAUUGAUCUGAUCAACCUCAACUGUAUGGAAAUCCAUUGAUAUCAUAAUUUUGUCUACAAACAAUUUGAACAACAUCCUUAUUAAACAAAGAGAAGCACACUGGAUUUUCAAGAAAUUAAUGAUUGUAUGAAUGCACAGCAUAUCUAGAAAAUAUUUUAUAGUAAUCGUGCAUUCUUUGGUGUUGAUGUUCUCAGCUUUCCAUUGUCAAGGUUGUUCGUAUCAAUCUUACGUCUUUGAAAAAUGGUGCCCUGUUCAAUAAAUAUAACUAUAUGUUCUUACUGUGGAAAUAGUGAUGCCUCUCCUCACUAAUCUGUAUGACAUCUCCCAUCGCCCUAUCCGAGGGGCGAAGUGUUGUCUGUGUUGCACAUACAUGUAUAAGCUUGUAUCUAUGGAACAGUGGUCUGUUAACGUUAACCCACAAGGCAUGGCUCAGUCAUGGGACUCGAACCCGCAUACCACAGCUUGGAUGGGCAAGGGCUUCACACACCAUCAGACCAUUUUGCCAACUCUAAUCCAAUAACAAUAAAUCCGAUUGGGGUAAUUUUUAAAAUAGUUUAUGCGUAUUAAACUUGCCAUAAUUGCUUCGAAGAAAUGAUUGCAUGAGAUAAAGAAACCAGUCAAUCCAGUGUUUCGUGUGUCGCCAGGUAUAUGCGAAGAUCAAUGACAAAUCACUCAAAUCAACUUAUGUCUAACAUGUUGUUUGCAAGAAAUAAAUAUUAUAUUGAAAGUAUAUAACAAAAUUAUUGAUUUUACAGGAAAAAAGCUGGCUUAUUUUCUUCCUAUAUCAAUUGACAUGUUUUUUUUUCUGUAUUCGGCGUUUGUAUUGUACAACUGUAUCAGGUGUGUAUUUUUUUUGUAACUGAUGUCUAUAACCAACUGUACUUUUUAUCGACAAAAUGUCAAAUGUAUUCUGUAAUAUCAUUUCAUUCCUUUCCCGGGUACUUGUGCAUUUACAUGUUGAACUUGGUCAGGAUAAUUUCCGGGUUAUAUGUAUAAAGAUUUUAAUACAGUCUCACUCUUUUGCCUUUGAAUAUCGGUAAAUGUUUUUUUUUAAUGAAUAGAGAUUUAUUGCAUGAGAUACAAACUAGAAUGUAGAGUAGACUCGUAGAAUUAUAUAUUUUCGACGAUAUAUUCUAGAUGCCUUUUUUUGUAGCUUUAGCGUGUCUUGUAAAAUAUAUCGUAUAAACGUUUACAUGUUCAAUAUCGAUGUUGCCAUAUUUAUAUCCAUGUUGCAUGGUAGGGUGUCUCUCUUGUAUGUUUUAAACGGUGAUACUUUGGACAUUUUUUUAAAGAUAAUGACUUGUAAUAAAUUUCAUACUUUCUAUCUA